GGAAAACACUCAUUCGCUUUAUGUUAAAAACAUUGAAAUUGAGGCUGGGGAAGCUGUUUUAAGCAGUUUGGCACCGUUCGCUCCACACUUUACAUUUUAUUUUUUCUGUAUAUGCAGCAGUUUAACCGUGGGAAGUGGCCGAAUGAGAGACUCAACGGUCGCAAACAGCCUGGGGUCCCAUCAGAAGUCUCCUUCCCACCAUAAAGACAAGUCUCCGGUGUCCCUGUCCAAACUCUCCCUCAAAGAUGGGCAGAGUGACACGGCCAGACUCGCAAACAAGUUUGAGGAGGGGCAGGACGUUUUAGCUCGAUGGUCAGAUGGCCUGUUUUACCUGGGGACAAUCGAGAAGAUAAACAAACAAAAGCAUAGCUGUUUAGUGGUUUUUGAAGAUCAGUCCAAAUCGUGGGUUCUUUGGAAGGACAUUCAGACAGGGGACAGUGGAGAGGAGAUGCUUUGCACCAUUUGUCAGAAUGAAAGCUCAGAGCCACCCAACGAAAUGGUCAUCUGCGACAAGUGUGGACAAGGAUACCAUCAACUCUGCCACACCCCCAUCAUCGACUCCAGCGUCAUCGCAUCUGAUGAUAAAUGGCUCUGCAGACAGUGUGUGUUUGCCACAACGACGAAGAGGGGCGGCGCACGCAAGAAAGGGCCGAACGCUAAAGCCCUGCAGGAGAUGAAGCAGUCCCUGCCGUACACCCUGGAUGAGCUGGAGUGGGAUCAGGGCCACAAAACCAACACCCAGCAAUGCUACUGCUACUGUGGAGGGCCUGGAGACUGGUAUCUGAAGAUGCUGCAGUGUAACAGGUGUAAGCAGUGGUUUCAUGAGGCGUGCAUCCAGUGCUUUGAAAGGCCUAUGCUGAAUGGAGACAGGUUCUAUCUUUUUGUUUGUUCAGUUUGCAGUAGUGGACCAGAGUACCUCAAACGAUUGCCUCUUAGAUGGGUAGAUGUUGCACACCUGAGCCUCUACAAUCUGAGUGUCAUUCAUAAAAAGAAAUACUUUGAUUCAGAACUGGAGCUCAUGUCUUAUAUCAACGAGAACUGGGAUGGGCUACAGCUUGGAGAGCUGGCGGACACCCCCAAAUCAGAGCGAUACGAGAGAAUCCUGGAAGCACUUAAUAACAACCCUGCAAUGUUCAUUUCUGGGAAGGAAAUAAAGAAGAAGAAGCACCUCUUUGGAUUACGGAUCCGCUUCCCUCCGUCCCCCCACAGCUCAGAGACCCCCUCAGACAAGGAGCAGGAAAAGGCCUCUCAGGAGAUUAAGAUCAAAGGCAGGAAGUCCAACAAGCCCUCACACUCGUCCAGCACUGUCACCAAUGGAGUCAUGAAGAAAGGAAAGAGGAAACACAUCUCGCACUCUUUGGAGACGCUGGCCAAACUAAGACGAUCAGAUGGACUUUUGGCACAGAAAGAUGUGAAGUUGCCAUCACUAGACAGCAACUCGCUGGACGUGAUGACCGCUAAAAGCAUCAAAAGUGAAAAGUCUGUGCCAUCAUCAAGUACCUCAGAUGUCGAAUCCGUUGGUGCCACCACUAUGAGUGAAACUACCUCAACUAGCAUAUCCAGCCUGAGCAGCCCCAGCCAGACUCACUCGGACCGCCUGUGGCCUGUCGCUCAGCCUCCAGUGAAGAGGCGUCGCGGCCGGCCUCGGAGAGCGCUUCAACCCCCAAACCCUGAAAUCCCUCCCCGCCCUGAGCCCCUCAGCCCCAGCGUCCCAGAGCCGGCCUUUUCCCGGCUCCACCCCACAGACUUUCUGCAGAGCCUGGACCCCAACGCCCAGCUCAGCCACCUCAAGAGCUCCAUCAGUAGCUACUUCGGCGCCGCCGGCCGCAUGGCCUGCGGGGAAAAGUACCGCGUCCUGGCCCGCAGAGUGACCGAAGAUGGUAAAGUGCAGUAUCUGGUGGAGUGGGAGGGGGUCACUGCUUCAUGAGCACGGUCUCAGGUCCCAAAUCAAGCCCACACACUUUGGACCAGCGGUAGUGCUGUCCACUCUGGUUCCAAAAUUUCAGUAUGCUACUAGUGCUGAGGUAAGAAAAGUUUUGGUUUGUGGAAUGUACGUAAGUGGUCACUAGAGAGUGAUCUUGAUGGCUUCAGGACCACAGAAAAGAGAGAGAGAGAGAGAGAUUGGACUAUAGAACACGCCUCUGUGCCAUUACAUAAGGACUGCCUUGUAGAUUGUAGAUGUCAAUUGGGUUACACAUCAGAAGUGGGGUUAUAUAGUAGAAGAAACUGGAAACUGAUGGAAAUUCUGGUUAACGGUUGACCCGUCCAUGCUCUGCCCACAAAUAUAGCGACUUUUGCUAGGUUGGACAUGCUUUACAGAGCAUACAAGAAUCCUAUUACACCCAGUGACAAACCUGUGUCGGUCUUUGUUUACAGUUUCUACAUACACCGAUCGGGCAUAACAUUAUGACCACCUCCUUGUUUCGACGCUCAUUGUCCAUUUUA
Molecule: messenger RNA, 2445 nt
Organism: Colossoma macropomum (tambaqui)
Lineage: Eukaryota; Metazoa; Chordata; Actinopteri; Characiformes; Serrasalmidae
Gene: mtf2
Product: metal response element binding transcription factor 2
Exons: 15
Coding region: 143-1927 (594 amino acids)
Biological process (GO): regulation of DNA-templated transcription; chromatin organization
Cellular component (GO): nucleus
Molecular function (GO): DNA binding; chromatin binding
Source: RefSeq, a predicted model, not a curated record